UUCCUGAGGCCGUGCGGCCCGCCCGGCGUUUCCUGUGGGCGUUUCCUCCUCUUCACUCCAGGACACCUCGCCGGAGGGUGAGGAGUUGGCGGGCGCCUCGGGUGGAAAGCCAUUAAGGCCCAGCUGUUUGCGUUGACCGAAGAUGGAAGUGUGUCAGGAGCCUCACAAACCAUCGCUGAGCCUGGACUGUGACCACUGUGGUUUCAGAGGCACCGAUUAUGAGAACGUGCAGAUCCACAUGGGCUCCAUCCAUCCGGAGUUUUGUGAUGAUAUGGAUGCUGGAGGACUCGGCAAGAUGAUAUUUUACCAGAAGAGUGCGAAGCUCUUCCACUGCCAUCAGUGCUUCUUUACCAGCAAGAUGUACUCCAAUGUGUACUAUCACAUCACAGCCAAACACGCAGCCUCAGAGAAGUGGAGGGACAAACCAAAGGACCAGCUGAGCAAAGAGACCGAGACUGUGGAAAGCCCUUCCCUUCCCGAACACCAGAGCACAGCCUUGGACCCAGCAGAAGUGAGGCCCACUCCAGCUCUCCCCAUGGAAACACAGAAAAUUGGUCCGAGUUUGUCUCCAGAGCCACAAAAGUCUGUUCCUCCUGCUCUGGAGCCUGAGGACUCUGGCCCUGUUGUUUCUCCUGAGCAAUGGGCCCCUUGUCUUCCUGCUGAGGCCUCAAAAACUGCUUCUGUUUCUUCCCCUGAAUGUGUCGACCCAGCCAGCAUGGUGUCUGAGCUGCAGAAGCCUGCCCCUGCUUCCCCUGAGUCUGUCAAGUUUGCUCUUGUUAGCUCCAAAUCCCAGAAGCACUCUCCUUUUGCCGAUACAGGGGCUCCCCCUUCCACCUUGUCUCCAGAGUCACCAGUUCUGGCCACAUCGCCUGAGCCUUGGGGGCCUUCCCUAACUGCAUCUCCAGAGUCUCGGGAGCCUACACGGACUGCCUUCCCUGAGCCAAGGAAGCCAUCCCCAUCAGAGUCUCCUGAACUUUGGAAGCCAUUCCCUGCCGUCACUUCAGAGCCUCGGAGACCAACCCCAGCAGUAUCACCAGGUUCCUGGAAGCCAGGGCCACCUGGUUCUCCUCGGCCUUGGAAAUCCAGUCCUUCAGCAACCUCAGGACCUUGGAAGUCAUCUAAACCUGCUCCAUCUUUGUCUCCUGGACCUUGGAAGCCAAUACCUUCUGUAUCUCCUGGGCCGUGGAAGCCAGCUCCAUCUGUGUCCACUGCAUCCUGGAAGUCUUCAGUCUCAUCUGGUUCUUGGAAAACGCCCCCCACAUCUCCAGAGUCAUGGAAGUCUGGACCCCCUGAGCUCAGAAAGACAGCUCUUGCUUUGUCACCCGAACACUGGAAGGCAGUGCCCCCUGUGUCUCCUGAGCUUCGCAGACCGGGCCCACCCCUCUCUCCUGAGAUCCGAAGUCUAGCAGGAUCUUCGGAGCUCAGGAAGCCUUCAGGGUCUCCAGACCUUUGGAAACUUUCUCCUGACCAGCGGAAAAGUUCUUCUGCUUCACUGGAUUUCCCCGAGUCCCAGAAAAGUUCUUGUGGGUCUCCUGACGUCUGGAAGUCCUCCUUCAUUACAGAAUCUCAGAAGCCUAGCGUCUUCCCUGAGACACGGAAACAUCCUUCUGGCUCAUCUGAGCCCCCAAAGGUGGCCUCAGACAUAUGGAAGCCUGUCCUCUCUCUAGAUGCUGAGGCUAGGAAGUCCACACUGUUUCCUGAGCCCACCAAAGCAGUCCUUCCUGCUUCUCCAGAGCCACGGAAACGUGCACUUUUCCCAGAGCCCUGGAAGCAUGUACUUUUCCCUGAGCUCCCCAAAUCUGCUGUGAUCUCCAACGCUCAGAAGGCCACUGAGCUUGGUGAUGAGCUUCAGCUGGAAGCUGUAGAUGAUGCUGCAAAAUGUGAUAGUCUGGUCCAGGAAGGGCUUCUGGCUGCACCUAAGAAACUGCUAGAGGAUGCUCUAUUUCCUCCUUCAAAGAAGCUCAAGAAAGACAGUCAAGAGAACUCGUAUGCUGAGCUCAGUAGUAGUGAGUACCUGAGAACAGAUUUAGAUGCCAUAGACAUCAAGGGCCAGGAUUCCAGCAGCGACCAAGAGCAGGUGGAUGUCGAGUCUAUUGACUUUGGCAAAGAGAACAAAAUGGAGAUGAGUAGUCCAGAACAGUCCAAAAACGUACUUCAGUUCACCGAAGAGAAAGAGGCCUUCAUUUCUGAGGAGGAGAUUGCAAAGUACAUGAAGCGUGGAAAAGGGAAAUACUACUGCAAAAUUUGCUGCUGCCGUGCCAUGAAGAAAGGCGCUGUUUUGCAUCACCUGGUUAAUAAACACAAUGUGCAUAGUCCGUACAAGUGCACAAUUUGUGGGAAAGCGUUUCUCUUGGAGUCUCUCCUUAAAAAUCACGUCGCAGCCCAUGGGCAAAGUUUACUUAAAUGUCCACGCUGUAAUUUUGAAUCAAAUUUCCCAAGAGGCUUUAAGAAACAUUUAACUCAUUGUCAAAGCCAGUUUAAUGAGGAGGCAAAUAAGAAGCUGAUGGAAGCUCUUGAGUCGCCAUUGGAAGAACCACAGAUGUGAUUUUC
This is a messenger RNA of Microtus ochrogaster (prairie vole), 2550 nucleotides long. It is a transcript of the gene Champ1, whose product is annotated as chromosome alignment maintaining phosphoprotein 1. Gene Ontology annotation, cellular component: spindle; nucleoplasm. Lineage: Eukaryota; Metazoa; Chordata; Mammalia; Rodentia; Cricetidae. Gene Ontology annotation, biological process: protein localization to microtubule; sister chromatid biorientation; protein localization to kinetochore. The record is from RefSeq and is a predicted model, not a curated record.